Molecule: messenger RNA, 3151 nt
Organism: Notodromas monacha
Lineage: Eukaryota; Metazoa; Arthropoda; Ostracoda; Podocopida; Cyprididae
Source: the annotation of a GenBank genome assembly
AGAAAAAGGGGUUGUGUGUCGUAGUGUACAUUAUUCAAAAAAAAUUUUGGAAUUUUAGAUACUGGUGGGAAAUUUUGGACCAAGUUUAAAAGCAAAACUUUUGCUUAGCAAGACGUUAUUGCAGUUAUUCUGGACUUCAAGGUGCUCUUAGUGUAACCACCAGAUGUACAGGUGCGGGAUGUCCGCUCUCUACGUGGUAUUCCAUGGUGUCUCUCCCAAGUCGGGCGAUUGAAGUGAAUUUAGAGAUAGCCCUGAAAUGGCGUUUUUCGAAGCAAUUGAACUCGUCCUAAACGACAUUCAGCCCUUCGAUUGUGAUCGCGGCGUUUUCUUGGAUGAUCCCAGGAGAGGUUGCCGAGUUUUCACGUUCCACAUCGCUAACGGCCGUUUCUUUCUGCGCCGAAUAAAUUUAUGCGCAUAACUACGUGAGGAAAACGCUGGGAUACGUCCUCGUGUCCCUGGGUCCUCUUUCCUUUGAUUACGCGUUCCACUCGCCCUCCGAAGUUGUGUUUAUGGAUGUCGCAUCCCGUUAAGGGUACGACCCGCCCACAACGUUCGCGUUGACUCGAGUUUUUCGAGGUGAGUCUCGCCCGUUUCAAUGCGAUUCGUUCUGGCGAGUGCCGAGUUUUUGCCAUGUCGAGGGUAUUGUGUAGUGUUUUCAUCUCCUUGCGAUCAUCAGUGGACUGCAGGAAGUUUCUUAGCCUUCCGUUGAGAACACUGUUGGCUGUGAGUGACCGUAAAAUGAGCUUCGGUGACACGUACGGACGAACGGAGCUCGCGGAAACCGAUCCCGAGGCAUAUGAGUUGUUCAAAGAAGAGAAACUCCGACAGCGUCGGGGGCUGGAGAUGAUCGCGUCGGAGAACUUCACGUCGAAAGCCAUUCUUCAGGCAUUAGGCAGCUGCUUACACAACAAGUAUUCCGAAGGCUACGCUGGAAAUCGUUACUACGGAGGUAACGAAGUCAUCGACAAGGUGGAACUCCUGUGUCAGAAGCGGCUUUUGGAGCUGUUCCGGUGUGAUCCGAAUGAGUGGGGUGUGAAUGUUCAGCCCUACUCUGGAUCUCCUGCCAACUUCGCCGUGUACACGGCCUUAGUUGAGCCGCACGGGAGAAUCAUGGGCCUCGACCUUCCAGACGGCGGACAUCUUACGCAUGGUUACAUGACUGCGACAAAGCGAAUCUCUGCGACUUCUAUGUUUUUCGAAAGUAUGCCAUACAAGGUGAAUGUUGAAACUGGAUUGAUCGACUACGACGAGCUCGAGCGAACAGCGGCGCUCUUCAAACCGAAGCUGAUCAUCGCCGGCAUCAGUUGCUACUCGCGGUGUCUCGACUACAAGCGUUUCCGCGAGAUUUGCGACAAAGUGGGCGCCGUUUUGCUGGCCGACAUGGCCCACGUGUCUGGCCUAGUCGCUGCCGACGUGAUCCCGUCCCCGUUCGAAUUCGCUCACGUUGUCACGUCGACGACUCACAAGACAUUCCGUGGACCUCGUGGCGGCGUCAUCUUUUUCCGCAAGGAAUUCGAGAAGAGGAUCAACGAUGCCGUGUUUCCGGGACUGCAAGGUGGACCCCAUGACAACACGGUGGGUGCUUUGUGUGUGGCUGCGAAGGAAGCUGCGUCUGAGGGGUACAGGGAGUACCAGAGGCAGGUUUUGAGGAAUGCCAAGGCCCUGGCUGAGAGUCUCAUUGACCUGGGCUUCAAGAUCGUCACUGAUGGAACGGACACGCAUCUGGUGGUGGUUGACCUGAGGCCGAAGAAAUUGACGGGGUCCAAAGCUGAGAAACUCAUGGAAAAGUGUUCGUUAUGCGGAUUUUUCGUUAUGCCCGGACUCACUGCGGAUGCCGACGUUAUUUAUUCUUCUAAUCAUCAUCAGGUAUCGAUUGCUCUGAACAAAAACACUGUACCUGGGGACAAGAGUGCCAUGAACCCGAGUGGCCUGCGUUUUGGCACGAGCGCUCUCACGACGCGCGGUAUGAAGGAGCCCGAGAUGAAGAAGGUGGCUGGUUUCGUGCUGGAGGCUGUGGAUUUGUGCGCGGAAAUACAGGCCAAGUCUGGCCCGAAGUUGGUGGACUUUUUGGCUCUCUCUGAAAAGGACGCGGAGGUUGUGGCCAAGAUCAAAUCGCUGCAAGAGCGAAUUGAAGCAUUUUAUAAGUUGGCUGUGCGAUUAUGGCCGCACGGUUUCUGCUGCAAAAUGCUUUGCGUUGGACAUGAACACUACAACUUGCAGAAACGUAUGGUGAGGACGUUGUUGUUUGGAGGUCAACCAGAAGACUCCCAGAUAAGUUUGGCUCUCGGUGGAGUGUUGGUGAGGACUGUUCAAGAAUUGACGGGAUCGGAACAAGGCCUGGAUGUGGACCAUUGUUGCCAAUUGGCAUUUCUCGCGUGUGUCUCGCCUGAGGCUGUCAUUGUUUCAAUUGUGUACUUGUUGAGGAUCCAGGACAGGCAUCCUUGCUUACUUUCUCAAUUCCAGCCGUCUUUGGUGUUGUUGGUUUCCUUGUUGGUGGCUUCCAAGUUCCUGAGUGAGGUGGAAACUGACGAAGGCGUGUUCAACGACGAAUGGGCCCUGAUUUCCGGCGAGCAUUUGAAGGAUGUGAACAGUUUCGAAGUCUGCUUCCUGGAAGCUUUGUCCUGGAAUGGGUUUGUGUGCAGAGAAGAGUUCUUCUUCACGUUGAGUGAAGUGGAGAAGGUUGUGGCUUAUACGCAGUGUUCCAAGCAAGGCUUUCUCACCUCCACUCAUGCCGCUGUGGUUUUGAGCGAUGACAAGUUUUUCUCGCUGCUGAAGAAAGCGCUUUUUUGGAUUAUUGUGGGGAUCUUUCUGAGCGCACUUGCUUACAUUACCUGUGUGAUGGUGAUUCGACAAGUUUUUGAGCAGCUUUUUCUGUGUUUGAUUCCUGUGGAAGCUUUUUUGAAUGGAACUGAUGCCUUCCAAUGUUUUCCGUCCCGUCCCGAGAGUGGACUGUGAAACUGACUCGAUGAGUGAGCGUUGUUAUCGUAAUCCCAGUGCCUUAUUGCUAGUCAGAUAUGGAAGCGAGUGAUCUUUUGUAUUGAGCAUGUGAUUUAUCUGAGAGUCCUGGCAUUUUGCAUCCUGCGACUUGGGGGGAGUGUCGUCGUGUGAUCAACUUGAGCGGAAAAGAUCGUGUACUUCCUCGGUUGUCUCA